AUGGCUAGAUUACAUUCUCGGCCAACCCUCAAGAAAAAGAUCAAGAACUAUUUUCCAAAGCAUACUCUAACAAAGCAUGUCGACAUUAUGAUCUAUCUCGACUACGUCAUGUUCUUAGAGCAAUUAGCACUUGCAGCAGAUGAAGAUGCUGAAGCAGAAGGAUCAAAGAAUAUAUAUGGCCGUAAUGUUGAUAAGGUGGCAAAGAGAGUACUUCAGCAAUUCCGUGGUUAG
Messenger RNA from Phycomyces blakesleeanus NRRL 1555(-), 231 nucleotides. RefSeq lists its product as hypothetical. Gene Ontology annotation, biological process: mitotic cell cycle; kinetochore assembly; chromosome segregation. Gene Ontology annotation, molecular function: protein heterodimerization activity. NCBI's taxonomy places the organism in Eukaryota, Fungi, Mucoromycota, Mucoromycetes, Mucorales, Phycomycetaceae. The transcript has 3 exons. Gene Ontology annotation, cellular component: nucleoplasm; kinetochore. Bases 1 to 231 code for a protein of 76 amino acids. The record is from RefSeq and is a predicted model, not a curated record.